GCUGUUGCUGACCGUCGCCUUCGCCGUGGUUAUCGCGGGUACCGGCGCAUCAUCAGCAUAUAUCACCAUUAUACUAGGGAGGAACUCACGCAGCAGCAGCAGCAGCAUCGCGUAGAUAACGAGCUGAAAUGCGGCCCCCUCAGUCUCGGCAACCACCAGAUAGAUGGCAACAUGAGACCGUGCUCGUGGGCGCGUCGUUGGCAGCAGGCUGCAGAAGCUGGAAGCGGUCAUGGGGGAUAUUCUGGAACCUGCUUCGGCGGCACAACCAGAGCCAAAAGUGGGGUGGCGCAAAGACUGGAGGCAGCGACAGCAGCAGCUCGGCUUUGUCGGCGCUACUCCACGGAUUAUAUCUCGAGAGGGGCUCGUUCCUUGCCGAGCAGCGCAGCGCAGCCAGACAUGAGCUCACAGGGUUGUGCGCCUCGAGACGGGGACAAUUCACCUGGUCCGUGUAACUUUUUGAUAGAGUAGCGCUGGGAGGUCCUUGGAUAGG
Parathielavia appendiculata is the source of this 490-nucleotide messenger RNA. RefSeq lists its product as uncharacterized. The record is from RefSeq and is a predicted model, not a curated record. The coding region runs from base 129 to 452 and encodes 107 amino acids. NCBI's taxonomy places the organism in Eukaryota, Fungi, Ascomycota, Sordariomycetes, Sordariales, Chaetomiaceae. The transcript has a single exon.